CGGGGGUUGGGAAGAAAGGCUCCAAAGCUGUGGGCGGUCGGCACGGAGCUGCGCGGGCUGCAGGGGCGGUCACGGCUCCGGGCUGCCGGAGUCCCCGCUGUCAGACUGUACACAAACAGACCGCUGUAAGGUUUGAGUUGGGAGCGUUCCUGUGGGGAGCCCGGCUCUGGUGCUCCUUGUCGGCCCCUUCCAGCUGGGCAACCCCGUGCUUUUGCGCUUCGUUCCGCCCAUCGCCUGCAGGCCCUGCUGUCCCCGCAGUACGGCAGGGAAAGGAGCGCCCAGCAAAGAGCGAGUGAAAGUACUUACCGCGGGCCUACGGGAAUGCGUCCCGUUGGUCGGGUACCCACUGAGUCACCCUUAAGACGUCACUUAGUCCUUAGAUUUAUAUUUAGUUGGGCUUCAGUUCCUACAACUUGUAAGUAACUUCUGGGCUUUACGUGUACACUUGUAGCUCUGUUGUUGUUAAUGCAGAGCUGAGUGCUGUGUUUAACUUUCUAUGUUUUCCUUCUAAACAGGACAUAGCUAGCUAGCACAGUGUUCUAAUUAUUGUGCUCAUCCACUGAGGCACAAGUUUCCAGUCUGCUUCUUUGGUUUCUCCUUCCUUCAGUUUGUACAUAAGAGGUUCUCCUCCCUGUAGUGCCUGUCGUGAUGAUUUCCAGAACGAGUUCUCUGGAAUGUUUUCAUGAAGGGAAUGUUGAAAGUUUCAGAUCGCUGCAUUCUUCACCGUAGCCAUCAACUUGUACUUGAGGAUCCUGGAAAUACUUUCAAAGAGCGGGAAAUACUUAAGGUUGCUGACCACUUGCCAGACUUCCUCUCCAAGCUGUUUAAAUGAGAAUGUCCCUGGCACAAAGAGUACUACUGACAUGGCUUUUUACAUUACUCUUCCUCAUCAUGCUGGUGCUGAAGUUGGAUGAGAAAGCACCAUGGAACUGGUUCCUCAUUUUCAUUCCAGUCUGGAUAUUUGAUACUAUUCUUUUAGUUAUGUUAAUUGUAAAGAUGGCUGGACGUUGCAAGUCUGGCUUUGACCCUCGCAACGGCUCCCAGAACAUCAAGAAGAAAACCUGGUAUCUCAUUGCAAUGCUGCUCAAAUUGGCCUUCUGCCUUGCCCUCUGUGCUAAGCUGCAGCAGUUCACCACGAUGAAACUAGCCUAUGUAUUUAUCCCACUGUGGGCCUUGCUUAUUGGGGGUAUGAUUGAACUUGGAUACAAUAUUUUUUAUGUAAGAAGAGACUAAGCUGCGUGUGGCUCUCCAGUUGGAGAUUUGGUACCGAUUUGCUGGAUUAUUAGUUCUGCCACAAAUGUGAUCCCUAAGCCAGAAUGCCGCCCAAGGAAACAUGCUGGAGAUGUGACCUAUGCCAGGCUGAAGACCAGAAGUAGACUUGUACCAUUUUUUAUUUUCAAAUGGUCGUACUUUCUCUUGUAAAUAAAAGUAUUUGUUCCACAUAA
Messenger RNA from Lagopus leucura (white-tailed ptarmigan), 1445 nucleotides. RefSeq names its product transmembrane protein 60 (gene TMEM60). The record is from RefSeq and is a predicted model, not a curated record. Lineage: Eukaryota; Metazoa; Chordata; Aves; Galliformes; Phasianidae. The transcript has 3 exons. The coding region runs from base 829 to 1233 and encodes 134 amino acids.